Notolabrus celidotus (New Zealand spotty) is the source of this 1090-nucleotide messenger RNA. RefSeq names its product progestin and adipoQ receptor family member 4. NCBI's taxonomy places the organism in Eukaryota, Metazoa, Chordata, Actinopteri, Labriformes, Labridae. The coding region runs from base 1 to 819 and encodes 272 amino acids. The transcript is spliced from 3 exons. The record is from RefSeq and is a predicted model, not a curated record. Gene Ontology annotation, cellular component: membrane. Gene Ontology annotation, molecular function: signaling receptor activity.
AUGGUGCUUUACAGAGAGCCACGGCUGCUGGAGUUUGCAAAGACCCCAUCGCAUCUUCAGUUCAACAAAUAUGUUCUGACAGGUUACCGGCCGGUGUGCACAGCUCAGGAAUGCAUCAGCAGCUUAUUUUACAUGCACAAUGAGCUGGGGAACAUCUACACACAUGGCAUCCCUUUUUUCCUUUUCUUGGUGCUGCUGCCUUUCAGUAUCCCCUGGGAGGAGGUGGACAGCAUCUGGAUUUGUGUGGUCCACUACCUGGCCUGCCUCUCCCCCACCAUAGGCUCAGUGGUCUACCAUGUGUUCAUGAACCAUGUGGGAGGAGAGCAUGUGUACGACACUCUCCUCUCCCUGGACAUGUUCGGGGUCUGCCUGGUUAACACCCUCGGGGCACUCCCCAUCAUCCACAUCACCCUUCUUUGCUACCCCAUCCUUAGACAGACUGCCCUGCUGGCCUACAUCCUCCUGUCUACCUGGGGCAUCUACUGUGCCACAACGGCCCGCACUAACGUCCUGCGCCUAAGAGCGUUUGUGUGGCAGGCCCUGUUCCGCUUUAGCCUCUUCCUGUUCCGGGUUUUCGGCAGCGGGGUGGGCAGCCCCAACUCCCUGCGCCUCUUCGUCAUCAUGGACACCCUAGCUGUUGUGGGUGGAUUGGUCAACAUUAUCCAAAUCCCAGAGCGCUUCGUCCCUGGCUACUUCGAUAACUGGGGAAACAGCCACCAGAUCAUGCAUGUUAUGGUCAUUUGCUCGAUUAUCUACCUGCACUGGGGAACACUGGAGGAUUUAGCCUGGAUUAAGACCUACCAGUGUUCUACUGAGUGAUGCCAAGUGUAUCAACCACACACCCACGAUGCACUCAGGACUACAUUGAUAGCGAAGCGGUUUAGGUGUAAAAAGCAGAGUGGUUUUAAAAUGCACUUUAGUCCUAGCUGCUGAAAGGGAAGUUUGCAAUUUGACAUUUUGCCAGUGCAGAAACAGGAGGAGCUUAAUGCUCUAAUUGUGGUCCUCCAGUAUAAAAAUUUCAAAUAAAAAAUCCUGAGCAUACUUGAUUUUCAGUUUGCUGAAAUACAGUAGUAUUGGGUCGCAUUACCCA